UCCCUAAAUCUCUCUCCGCCGCUCACACCGCCCCGUCGCGCCGCUGAGAUGACACGCCAGUGGCUCCACGCGGCAGGUUUCACCGGAUGAAACAGUCUUUUAGGCGAGCGCCGAGUAUGUCGUGGAAGUACAGUUAACGGAGAGCCCCUUAUAAAUGGAUUUUCCCUCCGAGCUUUCCAGAGCUCAGCAGCGAGGUCUCUGUUGGGGAGGAAAGACGCCUUCCGCGGAGGAGAGGAACCAAUCAGCCGGGGCCAACCAAAGAUAAACAAGCCUUAUGAAUACACCAAACUCUCAGGAAUAUCCAGGCUGCAUGCAGCCCCUGUGAACUAUCAUGCUCGCCUGCAUCCAGAGACGGCAAAACUUCUCAUCGCAGCGUUUGACCUGCACGCCCAAAAGCCUCAAUGUCCCACCGCCGCCGUUACUGCUGCCGGCAGCACCGCAGCAACCAUGCAGCCAGAAAGGUGAGCCAGCCUCCGUGACAUCUCGCUAUCCCUCUCCUGCAGAGUUGGAUGCUUUUGCCCAGAAAACCGCCAACAGUCCGCUGUCCAUCAAAAUUUUCCCAUCGGACGUGCGGGUGCCACAGCAUAAACAGCUCAACAAAACGGUUAACGGUUUAGACACGACGGGCCAGCGCUAUAGCCCGUACUCGCAACCGCACUCGAGAGGCUAUCAGGGUUUGCUGGCUGUAGUCAAAGCCUCUGUGGUGGUCAAAGGUGUGGUGAAAACCUGCGAGGGCAGGAAGACUAAACAUGCAAACUCCCAGACGUCCGUGACCCCGUACAAUAAUCCUCAGACUAACGGCUACGUCGUCAGACAUGGGCAUAAAGCCUAUCAUAUAAGCUCAUGUAAGCCCACUGAUGUACCCAAUGAAACACUUUGUUCCACUGCAGGAAUGGCCUCCAGAGAUCAGAGCCUGGCCCCCCAGUCUGAGCUGGCAGAAGUUCAAAGCUUGAUGAGGAAGAUAAGUCGAGUUCCCCACAGCCAGGCCCUGCAGCUGGGGGGAGAGGCUGGCGUCAGCCCCUCGCUGCAGGCCGUCGCAGCGGUGGCCCAUUCAGACUCAGACUUUGCUUUAGGCGUGCCGCCCCAGAGCAGUCUGGCGUUUGCUGGGACGGUUCCCCCCGCACAGGGCUCAGAUACGGCAAAAUGUGGAUACUUGGAGAGGGGGGAUUUCACUGUGUGGCAGCCAAAAGCUCCGAUGCAGCAGCCCUACCAGCACAGAGCAGUGAGGAUGUACAGUGCUCACAACACUCAGGGGCACCGAGCAGCAGAUGCCGGCGUUGGCCAGUCUCCCGAAACCUGCCUCCCGCCACCAUCCUCCUCACAGCUGCCAUAUAGGUGGCACCACGGAAAUGUGGGUGCUGGGCUGGAGCGAGCCAGCAGCUCCUCCUUGAGCUGCACCCCGGCGCAGGAGGAGCAGGCGGUGGGGCAGUACUUCGCCCCUCUCUGGGACAACCAGACCAGCGACUGUUACACAUCUCAGGUGUUGCCAACAGGUUCAGCCAGACCUACCGACAUGGAGCUCCACCUCCAUCAUACUAACCACCACCAGAUCCAACAGCACCCUCCUCUUCCUCUCCCCCACCCCCAAGUCUACAGCGCAGACCAGAACCUCUGCUGUGGGCUGCCCAGUUUUAGCCUGUGCCACGCUGCGGUCCUCAGCAGCAGCCUGCAGUCUCUGGAGUGCCUCAUCAGUGAGAUUCACCCCCCCUGCAUCAAAGAGCGAAUGCUUGGCCACGGGUACGAAGCCAUAGGGAUGCCUCAGCUGCUGGAGCACCAACCGCAAAACCACAUCCAGCUGCCAGUGUACAGAUAGGCGAGGAGCUGACGCGCUGCAGGACGGGAUAAACGUUCCGUUGAGACAUCUAUAGGAAAAAAGACAUGCCUUCUUUCAUUUGUGCAUGUAUUGGAUGGCUUGUUUUUUUUUUAAAUGUGCCUGACCAAGGUAAAAUGAUAAUCACGAUUUGCAAAACAGGUUAAAGCUGAGGAUUCAUGUUUUUAUUUGGGUGUUGCCAUACAAGGGGGACUGCUGUUGCAAAUCUAACACUUUGUUUUUUACAAAUAAUUUGUUGAACGAAGAAAAAUUUGGAGCAUCUAUUGUGUUUCUGCAUAAAUGAAUGGAAAGAGUCCUCUGCAAUCUGCUUUGAUUAUUUAGUUUUGGCUUGUUUUUGAGACAUCCCUGCAGCGUUCUCAACCAAAAUUGAAUGUUAAUAUACUUUUCUGGUUUCCAGUUACACAACUUUUAUUGAAAUAACGUAUUCAUGCUCAGCUUGUUAGGACUGUUGAAUAUCCAAAUCAACACUGUGGCAGUCAGGCCAAACGGGCCCUUGUGUUGUUGUUUUUUUUUGUUUUUGGUGGAAAUUUUCUAAAAGUGAAGUGUUUUUGCCAACAUUUUUAUGAAAUGAAAGGGUUUUUCUGGAAGGGUGUUACUCUGUAAUGGAGGACCAUGUUGGAGAACAUAAUCAUUUACUGUUUUCUCUGUAGGGCUAUAUAAUAUUGGAAGAGUAUGAGUGAGUAGUUCUUCGUUUGCUCUGGUUUUGUAAUACUAUGUAAAUCUAUUUAUGUUGUAAGCUAUAUAGCAAAUUGUCUAAAAUUAUAAAGUGCAAUUAUUAUAUACGAACAUGUGAGCUCUAUGAAUGAUGUUGAUGGAAUAAGUCCUUGUUUGCAGCGCGUGACCCCAUCCCCUAAUCCUGCACCCCUUUUUCUGUCUCUUCUUAAUAAGGAAUGUCAAGUGAAUUAAAUUUUCUAAACCCAGUAA
Messenger RNA from Oryzias latipes (Japanese medaka), 2755 nucleotides. Its product is annotated as protein FAM222A. NCBI's taxonomy places the organism in Eukaryota, Metazoa, Chordata, Actinopteri, Beloniformes, Adrianichthyidae. The record is from RefSeq and is a predicted model, not a curated record.